CUAAUGAACAUUUCAGACCCUGAUGAGUCUCACAGUCAUGUGCAUGAGGCUCACAGCCACUCUACAACUUCCCAUGGACAUGAAGCAGACAAACAUACACAUGAAAAAGCUAAAAAGACAGACCCUCAUGUGUCUCACAAACUUGACCAUGAAACUCAUGGCCACAAAUCCACAACUUCACAUGGACAUGGCGAAGAGCAUGCACACAAAUCUGAAAGAACAGAUCCACAUGAGUCCCACAAACAUGUCCAUGGGACUCACGGCUACACAUCAAUAGCCUCACGUGAAGAUGAGCACUCACACCAAAAAGUUGAAAGAACAGUUAUUUCAGAUCCUCACGAGUCCUUCAGACAUACACAUGAAAGGCACAGUCACAGACCCACAACCUCACAUGGACAUGGAGAAGACAAGCAUACACACAAAGCUGAAAGGACAGAUCCUCAUGAGACCCACAGACACACACACGAGACACACAACCACAUAUCAACAGCCUCACAUGGACAUGGAGAAGACAAGCAUACACAGCAAAACGUUGGAAGAACAGACCUAAAAGUUAUUUCAGGUGCUCACGAUUCCUUCAGACUUACACACGAGAGUCCCAGUCACGGAUCCACAGCCUCACAUGGACAUGAAGGAGCUGAGCAGACACACAAAUCUGAAAGGACAGGUAAACAUUUUUAGAUUUUGUUAUGUUAGUGAUAGAAAUAUGCAG
Messenger RNA from Nematolebias whitei (Rio pearlfish), 712 nucleotides. Its product is annotated as histidine-rich glycoprotein. The record is from RefSeq and is a predicted model, not a curated record. Lineage: Eukaryota; Metazoa; Chordata; Actinopteri; Cyprinodontiformes; Rivulidae. The transcript has 6 exons. The coding region runs from base 4 to 681 and encodes 225 amino acids.